AUGAAGGUCUCCACGCUCCUCGGUCUGCUUCCCGGCGCUGUUCUUGCAUCCGAUGUCUUGAGCGUCGCAUUCUACGCGAAAGAGAAGAACCAGCUUUACGACUUCAUCUCGGCCAACAGCGAGAUCGACUAUGGCUGCCGUCCUGUUGUCAUGGCUGCGGGGGGCGAGCACAAGCUGCACGCUGUCAUCUCAGAGGACCAUUUGGACCACUUCAAGCGAAGCCUGGACCCUGAGCUCGUUCGCGUUGAGCUUCUACACAACAUGAACAAGCGACAGACUGCGACUGCACCCAUUGGCAAGGGUGAUCGCUUCAAGGGUGGAAAGGUUGCGCCCCGGGGACUCGGGACUAGGAAGCCCAGCGAGUACGCCCAGCUCCAGAGCGCUGGUGUUUUCAACGCAGACGAAGUCUACACCGCCAUGAAAGGUCUGGAGAAAGAGUACGGCAUGUCCAUCUUCACCACGCCACACAAGACCUACGAAGGUGCGAACAUCAUCGGUGGUGUUGCCAACAAGGCAGAGAAGAUCAAGAAGGACAAGCAGUACAUCUACUUCACUUCAGGCAUUCACGCACGUGAGCGCGGAGGACCUGACAACCUGAUCUACUUCGUCUCUGACCUUCUUUAUGCGAACGAGCACCGUAUCGGUCUCACUUACGGCAACAAGAAGUACACCAACAGCCAAGUCAAGAAGGCUCUCGGUGCGGGAGUAGUCUUCAUUCCCAUGCUGAACCCAGAUGGUGUGCGCCACGACCAAGCCAACAGCAACCUCUGGCGGAAGAAUCGCAAUCCAGCUUCUGCUAGGCCCAACGAACCCCUCAGCGUUGGUGUAGAUCUGAAUAGGAACUUUGACUUCCUCUGGAACUUCACUGAGAAGUUCGACCCUUCCGUCUCCCCAGCUUCAACGAACCCCGCUUCCCAGGCCUUCUAUGGCACCGCACCAUUCUCCGAGCCUGAGUCGCGAGACAUGGCCUGGGUGUAUGACGAGUACCCAAACAUCCACUGGUACAUUGACGUCCACUCUGCUGCCGGAACUCUGCUCUACUCAUGGGGAGACGACGUUGACCAAUCCCACGACCCCAAGCAGAACCUGUUCAACCCUGCCUACGACGGCAAGCGCGGUAUCGUCGAGGACGACCUGUACAAGGAGUACAUUGACCAAGAGGACUGGGACAACAUCCGCAUCGCAGCCAACCGCACCACCGAUGCCAUGAUUUCCGUUGGAGGCCGCGAAUACGUUCCCCAACAGGCUGUUGGUCUUUACCCUACUUCCGGCGCGACAGAUGACUGGUCUUUCAGCCGAUGGCAGGGUAAUAAGAAGCUCACCAAGGUCUACGGAUACACCAUGGAGUUUGGUUACCCAACUAACUUCUACCCUACGAGCGAGGAGUACAUCCAGAACAUCAUUGACACCAACGCUGGUUUCAUGGAGUUCAUCCUCGCUGCUGUUGAGAUUGGUCUUAAGGCUUGA
Alternaria incomplexa is the source of this 1467-nucleotide messenger RNA. RefSeq lists its product as uncharacterized. The record is from RefSeq and is a predicted model, not a curated record. Gene Ontology annotation, biological process: proteolysis. Gene Ontology annotation, molecular function: metallocarboxypeptidase activity; zinc ion binding. The transcript has 2 exons. The coding region runs from base 1 to 1467 and encodes 488 amino acids. Lineage: Eukaryota; Fungi; Ascomycota; Dothideomycetes; Pleosporales; Pleosporaceae.